Molecule: messenger RNA, 950 nt
Organism: Andrographis paniculata
Lineage: Eukaryota; Viridiplantae; Streptophyta; Magnoliopsida; Lamiales; Acanthaceae
Exons: 3
Coding region: 251-556 (101 amino acids)
Source: RefSeq, a predicted model, not a curated record
GAACCGACACCAAAGCUGGGGGUUGUGUACCAAUGGAAUUGUUGUCCAAUCCUCAAUUAUGAAAAUCUUCUGAAGAUUCCAUGGCUUUGCAUUUCGGAUUACGGUUUUGAAUUUUGAUAUCCAGCGAUCGAUCGGGUGGAAGGAGGAGGAGGAGGGGAUGGAAAGCAGCCCAAGGAUCGCCAAUCAUUCUCCAGCGCAAGACAACUUUGGAAAAUUUUAGAACCAGCAGAAGAAUUCCGGGGGAGAAGAAAUGGGGGCAGAGAUCUCUGCAUUGCGCCUUUUCGCCUUCUGUUGUUCCGCCUUUUCGAUUUUCGUUUCAGCCUAUUCUGAUGAUUCAUCAUCAGCUCAUAAAAGUGGAACAGAAACUGAAGAUCACAGCAGUAGUAAUGGAUCCCAGAGGCUACUUAUAUGUCUUGCAGCCGUGGCUGCUACUGUGCUAUUGUUUUUCCUUUUCAAAUUCUGGCAAAAGAAGAAGCGCGAAGAACAGUAUGCUCGAUUGCUGAGGUUGUUCGAGGAGGAUGACGAGCUGGAGCUGGAGCUCGGUCUACGUGAUUGAGCACUUCUUCCUUUUGAAUUAUGAUCUUAUUGAGGUGUGCGCAAAGUGGAUACAUUAGUCAGACAAGUAGCAAUAGAGGCCCUUGGAGAAACUCUUUGAUCGUUGGUUGUAUGAUGCGCGCGCGCCGUGCCCCCGGGAUAGCUGUAGCAAGGUAUUUUCUUGACGAGACUAGGAUGGAUAUAUUGAGUUUGUUUUUGGUUGAAACUAGCCAUUUUGGAAGUGCUUAAUUCAAAACUUGUGUGUGAAUAUUUCAUUUCAUUUUGUGUAUUACAUUGGUUUCUUUGUUUCUUUCUACAUUGGCACAUUAGAUGUUAGCAAAGUAGUGGUUAAGAAUGUGUACGAAUAGUGCUUCUUUUGUUCUGUCGAUAUAUAUAUAUAUAUAUUACUCACUUCA